Molecule: messenger RNA, 2029 nt
Organism: Tetranychus urticae (two-spotted spider mite)
Lineage: Eukaryota; Metazoa; Arthropoda; Arachnida; Trombidiformes; Tetranychidae
Source: RefSeq, a predicted model, not a curated record
GAUAAUGGAAUAAAAGUGAUUAAGUAAAUUUUAAAAAAUCAAUUUUUGUGUGACUGAGUUAAUAAGAAAAAUAAUCGUCCGUACAUCAAUGAAACCUACCCUGCAACCUUUCAACUUUAAACAUCUCUUCUCCUCACUGUUGUCACAUUUGUUUUCUCAACCAGUUUUUAAAAUUGUCUUUGUGUUCACUUUUUUGACUUAAAUUUUUCUUUUGCAAUUAAAUUGUAAUUCAACCCAUACUUCAUUGUGUUGAUUCAAUAUCAAUAGUGCUUCAUUCCAUUUGGAUUAUUGACCAUCACUAAAGUAAAAUAGUGUGUUGCCAGCUCUAUUCUCACCUAAUUUGAUCUUUUUAUAACCAUCGAUCGCCAAUCGUUUAAUCACAGUUGUUGCUUUUCGAUUCAAGAUCAACUCUUGAUCAACCUUCAUGGUCUCUUAGUGCAUUAAAAUCUAGUCUGACAAAAAAUACAAAUGUACCACGAAUCAAUCAAAGCCAAAUUCACUUUGGAGGAUUUCAUCGCUAGUCAUAAACAAAUUUUAAGUGAGAAAGAAGGAAACCUCAAAUUUCUCAAACGUGCUUUAGCUGAUCUCAAUUUAAAUCAUUAUUCGAUUCCACUGCCAUUGUCUAUAUUUAAACAUACUUCCAAAGAACUGAACGAUCCCAGCGAUGAAGAAGCUCCAGAUGAUCCUGAUCAAGUUAAACUUACCAAGGCUCCAACUCCUGAUUACGAUGAAUCGAGCUAUUUUUUGAGCAAAUUAGGAGAACACGAGGAACAGAGGCGAAGAUAUGCUGAAGAGCGUCGUAAAGAGUACAAUGAAUACCUUAAAGAGGCCAAGUUUGCAACAUCACGGAUUAAACUGUUGGAAAGGAAGGCCGAAGCUGCUCGAAUGGGCUCUCCACUUCGUAGUUAUGCUGAACUGUUGGAUGAGAAACGUGCAAAUGAAAAGGCUUACCGUUCAAUGAAUGACCAUCAUAUAACUACCGAAGGCACUUCCUAUGAGCCAGAUUUUUUCGGUUACCAAGCUAAGCGUCAUCGAGACUCUGGAUUUGAUAUACUCAAUUGGCAAUCAAAGUAUCCAGGCAAUGAUGUAGAACCUCUUGUACCAAAGAAUCGGUUAUUAGCAACUCAUUCAAGUCGUGUUAAAGCUUGCCAGUACAAAGAAGAGCUAAUGAAACAAAUUGAAGACAAACAUCGACGGGAAGAGGAAAGAUUAAGACGUGAGAAGGAAGAAGAACUUUUGAUUGAAAAACGAUUAAACGAACAACGAUUGCGACUCUUGAAAGAGUAUGAAGAUGAACAACGUCAACAAAAGAUGAAGGCCGAUUCCCUUGCCCGUAAACAAGAGAUUAUUAAAGAAAUGAUUUCUGGUAAAAAAACUGUCGACAGAUCAAGUGUUAGUGAUCGAAAUGAAGCUACACAAACUAGUCCUGUUAAGCCUGAUCGUAAACCUGUUACACCAGUCAAACCAAAAUUACCACGAAGUCCUAGCUAUCUUCAUGUUCGCCAUCCUAAAUCACCUGGUAAUCGAAAGUCUCGUCUCUCCCUGGAAUCACGAUUGAUUCAAGAGGAAAUAAAUGCAAUGACUAGUCCAACCUCCAUUCGAACCUCUGUUAGGCCUGGCAAAGGUUUGAAAAGUCCUUUGAAAAACGGUCUUGGAGGAGAUGAAAUUCAGUCCAGUGAGCCUGCCAAAUAUCAACCUCCUGAUCCAGUUGAACUGGAAAAAGUCAACUUUUCUGCUGAAAUUGAAAGUAAUAAAAAUGCUGAUUUAAAAGGUGAUCGUGUACUGGCCAGAUUGUCCGAAGUUAGGAAGAAGAUGCAAGAAGAUCAUCAAAGAAUGCUUCAACAAUUGAAAGAUAAUAGUUAGAAGAAUCAUUUGGUACUUUAAUUUAAUUUGAUUAUUUAUUCAAAGUAAAACUUCAAAGUAAUUUGUAUUGUUUUUGUCAAAUGGUUUUUGCCUUCAUUUUAUAUCAGUGUAAAUCUUUUCUAUCUUUUGUAAUUUUAUUUAAUAAAACACUUGCUGUACCUUUUAA